UGUACCGGCCGCUGCAUCUGCUCGUGAAAAUAUGUUUAUAUGAUAUAAAUUAUACGUGAUAUUUAUUAUGAUAAUUUAUAUGAUACAACUAUACGAUAACUAUAUGAUAAUGUGAUAAGCGUAUGAUCAUCUAAAUGACAAGUAAAUUAUCUGAUACGUUAAAGUUUACAGUAUGCGAAAAAUUGCCUCCUUUGAUAAAUUUUUGCACACGAUUGUUUGAAGGUUUUUCGAACGUAAUUCUAUUUGCAACGCAUACGCACUAUACGCACAUAUAGUACGUACAUAGAGGAAGCAGGCUGAUAGCCACAUUCUCGCCCUUGACAGUCGAGUUUCUCGCAGGAUAUUUCAUGACAUCCUCAUGAUGAUGGCACGGGAUCGAAGCGAGUGUGUGACCGACUGGGCCGCGUGUUCAAUGUCAAGGACGAUCGAUGUCUCGCACCGAUCUUCCAAUCUGAUCAUCGGUCUCUACUCGAUGUCAGUAUUCCUCUACGGUACCGGGGUGCUGGUCGGUCACACCGACGAUCCCAACGAGGUCGAGAACGAGCACCUCUCAGUACUAGAGCGAGAACUUUUUCUCAAGAUGGAACUGCCCUUCGAAUCCAACGCCUCACCUAUCUACGAGGUCGUCAUGGUCGUGCAAUUUUUCCAUCAGCUCGCAGCGGCGACUAUAGUCGGCGUGCUGAAUGCCUUGAUAGUCUCAUUGAUUCUUCACGUAGGUGGUCAGAUCGAUAUUAUGUGCCGGGAGUUAGUAGAAAUCUCCUCGGGCGGCCGCACUUUUGACUCGCGGGCCUCGGAUGUCAAAGCGUUAAUACGCCAGCACCAGAGAAUUAUCGCGCUCUCGAGCGACAUCGAGACGCUCUUUUCCUAUAUAGCGCUGAUGCAGUUCCUGUGGAACACUUUGGUCAUCUGCUCCCUCGGAUUCGUAAUUGUGACCUCGAUCGGCGACACAGAGGGUUCGACGAUGCUGAUCAAGUCUCUCUUCUUCUACCUCGUUAUCACUCUGGAGGCGUUCAUAUUUUGUUACGCUGGAGAAUAUCUCAGUGCUAAGGGUAGAAUGAUCGGUGAUGCCGCGUACGACGCGAAGUGGUACAACUCGAGUCCUACGCAAAGCCGCAUUAUAUUGUUGCUAAUCUUGAGGUCACAAAGGAAACUGACUAUCACGAUCGGCAAAUUUAUGGAUCUCUCAUUGGAGCGUUUUACCACAAUUAUCAAGGCGUCGGCGUCCUACGUGUCCGUGCUGCAUGCGAUGUCUUGAGAGGAGCAUGAAUAAUCGAAGACGCGCCGUGAGUCCCCCGUGUACAUUCGUAGCUAUUAUGAAAAACAUAACAUCUCCUGCGAACACAUUGCAACCUCAUG
Molecule: messenger RNA, 1356 nt
Organism: Dinoponera quadriceps
Lineage: Eukaryota; Metazoa; Arthropoda; Insecta; Hymenoptera; Formicidae
Product: odorant receptor 4-like
Exons: 5
Coding region: 359-1255 (298 amino acids)
Biological process (GO): sensory perception of smell; detection of chemical stimulus involved in sensory perception of smell
Cellular component (GO): plasma membrane
Molecular function (GO): olfactory receptor activity; odorant binding
Source: RefSeq, a predicted model, not a curated record